This is a messenger RNA of Encephalitozoon intestinalis ATCC 50506, 1062 nucleotides long. RefSeq lists its product as uncharacterized. The record is from RefSeq and is a predicted model, not a curated record. Bases 1 to 1062 code for a protein of 353 amino acids. NCBI's taxonomy places the organism in Eukaryota, Fungi, Microsporidia, Unikaryonidae. The transcript has a single exon.
AUGGCAAAAGAGACACUAGAUCUGUAUGAGAAAUCCAAGGGAAUGCCAUCCAAAAUCAGGAUAGUCGGGGGUCCAAACAACCUGGCAUAUGGAGAAGGCGAUGAAUUGGACGUACUGGAUGCAAACACUGUUGAAACUUUCACUUUAGAAGAGUUCAAAACAAUAGUAUUGGACUGCAGGUCGAAGAAUAAGGACUUCAUACUUGCAAGAGUCACAACUCCAGAUCCAGAUGACCAGAGCGUCAUAUACAACUUCUACUACGCUGCAUCAGAAUUGAAUAGGAUACUAUUCAGGUUUGAGUCUGACAGAAGAUUGUUGCACAGAAUGAAGGUUCGAAACCCCCUUAACAACAUGUAUAUACUAGGGCAGGUUUACUAUUACAAAGUCCCGCCCCAAGAAGUCGACAGAGCACUUGUUGAGUAUUUCUUCAUAGAAACCAAGGUGGAAGGCAAAACAACAAAAAAGGCGUUUUCACAGGUGUUCAGACACAAGGUAGAAGAGGCAUCGGAGGACAACAAGAGAUGUCAUAAGUCAAGAGACAGUCUCGAUGCUAGCGACCGAUCCUUGAAGAUAAGUAGCAUGGAGGAAAAUCCCAGAGAGAUCAUAGAAAAGAUUCAGAAAGGCACAAUAGCUAUGCCUAAGUCAAUUCCUCCAGAAAGAAGCGUGAUGUACAGUGCCAACUAUUUCGCUUCGGACGACGACUUUCUGAUGCAGCCGGAGAUCAGAGAGUACUUCCGGAGGAACACCCUGGAUGCAGACGACGACUUUCUUUUUGAAAUAGACAGAACACAGAAUGACUUCUUUGCGCUCCUUGAAACGGCCUCGGAAGAUGAAAACGAAGAGGUUCUUGGAUGGAAAAGAGUUCUUACUGCACACAUCAGCAUGCUUGUGACCCUCUUGACUGUAUGUCUUGUUCUUGGGGUUGGGCCCCAGAUGGUCCUUGUUGCUCUCCCGUUGGCUGUUGUCCUUAUCUUCUCGUUCAUUGGCUCGAUUUUUUAUAUUCUAUUCUGCAGAAGAAAUACAUUCGAUACCCUGGCAGUCAACAGCAUCGAGGAAGUGUAA